AUGAAACUCCUCACCACCGCAACCGCCACGGCCAUCAUCGCAAUACUUGCUCCAAUGACGUCAGCUUCGACCAUCACCGACCCGUCCGCCCUCGCCGCGAGCGUCAACACCUUCGACCUGCACGCGCGCAGCCUGAAGAAGAUGGACGGCAAGUGCACCCCCGGCGGCGGAUGCAAGGUUCCCGGCGGCCUGCACGCGGCGUAUCCGUGCUGGAAUUCGGAGUGUGUCGUUCCCAAUCACACAGACGCCGACAAGAAGGAAAAGGAAAAGGGGAAUGGCAGUCUUAGUGGUAACCACACCGGCAAAGCCAAUGGCAAAAAAGGCGACGGUGGCAAUGACACGGGCAAAAACUGCACCAUCGCGCCCGGCGUGGACGGCGCGUGGGUCGCAAAGUGUCCGACGAAUCUGUUGCCGUAUGAGUGGGCGUGGCCGUGGGUGCCGCCGCCAAAGGAGAAGACUGGUCAUAAGGACGAUAAGGAGUAG
Fonsecaea nubica is the source of this 483-nucleotide messenger RNA. RefSeq lists its product as hypothetical. NCBI's taxonomy places the organism in Eukaryota, Fungi, Ascomycota, Eurotiomycetes, Chaetothyriales, Herpotrichiellaceae. The transcript has a single exon. The record is from RefSeq and is a predicted model, not a curated record. Bases 1 to 483 code for a protein of 160 amino acids.